GGGCCCGGCCGUGGCCGUUGCGUUCCCCUACGGCCUCCGAGACCGCGGAGUGACCCGAGCCGAGGACUGCGCAGUCGGCCUGGGACGCGAGCGGGCUACGCCGGAUUUGCUUGCAGCGCGGAGCGAAAAAGAAGAGCCGGCAGGGCCCGUGUCUCCUGGACUCGCCUUCUGAGGAUUCGCUAAGGAAAUCACUGCGCCGCUCGUCACGGGACAGGGAGCUCCGGGCCCAGCAGCAUGGGGGAGGCCUGCAUCAAGGUCACCAAGUACUUCCUGUUCCUCUUCAACCUGCUCUUCUUCAUCCUGGGGGCCGUGAUCCUGGGCUUCGGGGUGUGGAUCCUGGCCGACCGCACCAGCUUCAUCUCCGUGUUGCAAACCUCCUACAGCUCCCUGCAGGUGGGCGCCUAUGUCUUCAUCGCCGUGGGCGCGGUCACCAUGAGCAUGGGCUUCCUGGGCUGCAUAGGCGCCAUCAACGAGGUCCGCUGCUUGCUGGGGCUGUACUUCGCCUUCCUGCUGCUUAUCCUCGUUGCCCAGGUGGUGGCCGGGACCCUCUUCUACUUCAACGUGGGCAAGCUGAAGGAGGAGAUGGGCACCGUGGUGUCGGGUCUCAUCCAGAACUACAACGCCAGCAGCGGGGACGGCCUGCAGGAGGCCUGGGACUACGUGCAGGCGCAGGUGAAGUGCUGCGGCUGGGUCAGCUUCUACAACUGGACGGACAACGCGGCACUCAUGAAUCACAGCGAGGUCGUCUACCCCUGCUCCUGUAAGAACAGAAGCGAUGAGGACAUCAGUUUCUAUGAUGUAAGAGGCUUCUGCAGCGUCCUGAACGCCACCCAGGACGGCAACAACCCCGAGAAAUGGCCGGUGUACAAGGAGGGCUGCAGGGAGAAGGUGCAGGUGUGGCUGCAGGAGAACCUGGGCAUGAUCCUGGGCGUGUGCGUGGGCGUCGCUGCCGUCGAGCUCCUGGGCAUGCUCCUGUCCAUCUGCCUGUGCCGGCACAUCCGCUCCGAAGACUACAGCAAGGUCCCCAAGUACUGAGGGGCCACUGCCCCACCUCCCUGCCCCAUCUCCAGCCUGAUGCCCCCCGGGGGCUCCCUGGCUCCUCCCGCGCCCCUCCCCUCGCCGAGCUGGCUGGAAGUGGGGGCCUUCUGGGGCUCGCAUCUCUCUCCCUGCCUUUUUGCCGCUGGCACUGAGCCCCGCUCGCUGCCCACCGGCCAGGGGACUCCCAAUGGCUCCGAGGAUCACUGCCCACAUCGUCCUGCCUGGGCAGCCGCGUGUGUAGUUUACAGGGGCAAGCGCGUUGAACUGGGGGAGGGCUGCAUGAGGCGCCAGAGCCACUGGGCCACGCCGAGUGAGGGCAGGACCAUGUGAGCCCUGAGUGGGGACGGGGCCUGCCUGCUGGGAACACGGGAGCCCUCGGGGCACAGCAGACUGGCCCUGCGUCCUGCAGAAGCCGAGGAGAGGCCGGGCCAGCCGGCUUGGCAGCUGCCCCUGUCCCCUGUCCCCUGCCCCCCCACCCCCAGCAGCGGGUGCUGAGCCUGCACCUCGUGGGGGCGGCGGGUCUCCGUGUGCUCGGUCCUGUACAACAAACCGCAGGCUCUGGGACUAUUAAAGUGGGUUUGUAACAAUCCUG
Molecule: messenger RNA, 1630 nt
Organism: Chinchilla lanigera (long-tailed chinchilla)
Lineage: Eukaryota; Metazoa; Chordata; Mammalia; Rodentia; Chinchillidae
Gene: Cd82
Product: CD82 molecule
Exons: 10
Coding region: 235-1035 (266 amino acids)
Cellular component (GO): membrane
Source: RefSeq, a predicted model, not a curated record